Pelobates cultripes (western spadefoot toad) is the source of this 17228-nucleotide messenger RNA. Lineage: Eukaryota; Metazoa; Chordata; Amphibia; Anura; Pelobatidae. The record is from the annotation of a GenBank genome assembly.
CCCAUUGUUACUGUUUCCUUAUGAUGUGAUUUUUCACUCCUGACGCAUGUAAUGCCCUGCCUGCACAGGUGAUCCUUUUUUCCAGCCCCGUUUCUGCUCUCAGUGUUGUAUAUAAGUACUGUGAACAUUUCCUUUAACUUCCAAUGUCGGUUGGGCUGACGGGUUUCCCGUUUUCCAAGCCUCUCUCUAGGUAUUCUUUAACCUCUUUCUAUGUAUUUCUUCACAUUAUUGUGGUUCUUUCUCACAUCUUGCCUUAAAAUGUGAAAUGAAUUCUGUAUUCUCACCCUGAGUGGUGAUUUCUCACCCUGUGAUCUCUGUUUCUGUGAUGUCCCCCUCCCUGGUAGGUUCCUCUGCCCAGCCCGCAGUAAUAUGAGCAUGUGACAUGCCCCCUCCAUUUUGUGUCAGCCUGCUGGCUAUGUUAUUAUAUAGCCCGGGUGCAUGGCCUCUGGUCCUUUCCCCGUGUAUCGCACACAGUACCUCGGGGCCGUAUGAUUAGCGGAGAGAUUGUCCCCAUGACGUUCUAGAACCCCUGCGCGUUCUACAUUCCAUUCCACCGGCUUCUCAUUCAGCGGGAGCCCUCCCUCCUCUGCCACCCAAGCACGUGCCCGCCGUGCGCGCCCCCGCUCUAAGGAGUAUGCUGUACCGGCUGGGCAUUCUGUACCUCACUGUCUGUGAGAGCAGCCAAACACAUGGCGACCGCAAGCACAGCUGGCCUGCAGCCCGGAGGGGACUCCUUCUAUUACUUUGCCUAUGGGAGUAACCUGUUAAAAGAGCGGAUUCUUCUGGAUAACCCGUCUGCAUCCUUUCACACCAUAGCCUUACUAAAGGUGCUUACUAUACUUUGCUACUAUUAAGGCUGGGACACAACUCCCAUCACAGCCAGACAGCCAUAGGUUGCUUGGGAAUGCUUCUCACUGUAGUCAUGGGAGGCUGCUUAUCCAAGAAUAAUACACGUUUAAAUGCUAAUGAAAAUGAAUUCAGUUUCUAGGGGAAUAUUAUAUUAUAGCCGGUACUAUCCUGUCAUAUGGAUUUAUUACACUUGUAUUAGGGAAGAGGUGAUUAACUCAUUCAUGUGCAUCAUUUUUUUAAUCUAUUUUUUUUUCUUCUUUUAAUAUUAAUUUCAGUAGUGAUGUGGAAAUAUUGCUGUGGCAGCUGUAAACACAGAGUUUGUAGGGUGGUGUAGAAAUGGCACUAGACUGAAAUGAUCCCAAUGUGGAAUAUUUCUUGUGGCCUGCUUUUUAGGACCAAGUGGCUGUCUUCUUUAGGAGGGUUGAGUGCUAUAUUACAAAACAUAUAUGCAGAUUCAGCAGUUUAGAUAACAAGAGGUGUCAAAGGGACAACUAUGUCUUGUGCUUAUUUUUAUUUUAAAACAUAUUAUUGUAUAGAGAAAUAUAAUGGAGUAACAGUUGCACAGGUGCAAGUCAAAUGACAUUGCAAUACAGUUUUCAUGAUUAUGUAACUUUAAGGCUCUGGUGAUUGGCAGAGGGAAUUGUUGAAAAUUGCUUUAGUUCAGUGGAACUUGUUCAGGGAUUAGCAACCUAUGGCACUUGAGGUGCCUUUACACAACAGGGAGAGCUGCCAGACCCAAACUGGCUGGGGAGAUAGGAUGAUCUCCUUGAAACUGUCCUAACAGGAGUCCCAGUGGGACUUUGUCUGGUAUAUAUUGGCUGGUGAUAGUGUUGGUAAUGUCUCUGCCUUAGAACAGGGAAACCAGGUUUUAUUAGAUAUAUCCGCCUCCCUUAAAUCCUCGUAGAUUGUAAUCUUGAGAAGGGCAUCUUUCACCUACUACUUUCAACUACUUGUUAAAAAUAUCCCCUUUAUAUAAUUGUAAACUCUGCGAUCUUAGAUCACCUCCUCCCAGCGCUUGUGAAGGGGAAUCUGCUCUGGAGGAGAGCAGCCCACAGGCUACCACAGCCUGGACUCCGCUGAAACCCAUGGAAGCCCCCACAUCUCCAGACAUACACACACAAAUAACACUAACGACACACAACCCCACAUGAAGCCUCCCACACAUGCACGUAACCGCACACAAACCAUACCUCAAACAGCCCACAUUCACACACUUAACAUAAUACAUAACCCACCUACAUACAUAUGUAUGGCAAAACUUCACAAAAGAUGGAGCUACCACUGUUAAGUUUGUCUCUUCCUAUAGCUUUCUCUAAUAACUGCUAUGGAAUAAGACAUUGUCUCAUUCAGGUCAAGACAAUAACAGUGGAGGCUCCUGCUAUCUCAUUUGGUCUUAAGAGUAUAGCACUUGAUGUGACAAUAGCUCAAGUUCGAACACGGUUGCGUCUGCAAGGGACAGCAUAAGUAAGGUAAGUAUAGCUCAUCUCGGCUGUUCCUUCAGGCCUCCGCAUUCCAAGCAGUAAUGUCACCAUUAGGUCUUUUCUAAAUCUGCAAAGACCCCAGAAGUUGACAGAGCGACAUUGAUGUGUCUAUAAAUCUACUUCAGAAGGAUUGCGAAAACUUGAACGUAACUGUUGUACAAUGAUGGUAAAAGUGUUGCUGAACUGUAUUGGUACAGAGCGAUCUCUGUGCUCGUGUUAAUGGCUCAUAGGCUGGCAUUAAAGUGUCCGUAAUUAUCGAACAAUUAUACCCCAAUGUUUAAAAGCCACUUCUAUAGUUGAAGUUGUGCCAGCUGAGGUACAUAGAGUUUUGUGUAAAUAGUUUUGGUGUUUCUUGCCUUGCGAGUUAAUAGCACAAGUUUAUAGAUGGGUGAAUUUAUAUCCAGAUUUAAAUACGUUUAUUUAGCUAAACAAAGCAUUGUGGGAUAUAUAUUAUUAUUAUUAUUGGUAUUUAUAUAGCGCCAACUAAUUCCGCAGCACUUUACAAUGUUAUGGAAGGGGGGGGGUUAACAUAAAUGAGACGAUUACACAUUGACACAGGAACAAUAGGUAGAUGAGGGCCCUGCUCAAGCGAGCUUACAGUCUAGAAGAGCUGGGGUACAAAUACACAACAGAGCAGCAUAUCAAAGCGACUCUGUAGCAUUCCUGUGGUUGAGGAGUACAGGGAAAGGUGAGUUAUACUUACCUGAGCUUGUCCUUCGCGGCCACCACUAGCUUCCUCCUGACAGUCCUAUUCAGAUCCGUAGUCCCUAAUUUCCAAAAGUCCCUAAGUCCCCCAGGUCCUCCCUCACUCUAUGGGGGUCAAUAUGACCCUCAUAAUAGCAUAAGGGAGAUUAAAAUCUCCCGAAUGCCCCUACUCACUAUACCGCGAGUAGGGGCAUGUCUACUAAACAGUGAGCAGCAUGUGGCUGCUCACUGUUUAAAAAAAAAAACUUACUAUCCGACCCCCAUCCCUGCGCGGCGGGCCCUAAAAAACAAUAAGGGGGGGGACCUACUGUUCCCCCCCCCGCCCCCACCCCUGAGCGGUGGUUGGGGGCCCUAAAUAGGAAUGUGGGGGGGGACACCUACUGUCCUUCCCUCUGGCCCCCACCCCUGAGCGGUGGGUGGGGGCCCAAAAAAACAAUAAGGGGGGACCUACUGUCCCCCGGCUUCCCCCCCCCGAGCGGCGGGUGGGGGCCCCUAAAUAAAAAUUCACACCCCCAAUCAAGGUGACUAGGGGUCCCAAGCCCCUAGUCACCCCCCACCACCCAAAUAAAACUAUCCCCUACCUACCCCCCUCACCCUAAAAAUAGUGAGGGGGGAAUAAAAUAACUAACCUGUAAAGAAAAAUUAAACUUACCAUUUAACGUCUUCUUUUUUCUAAAAUCUUCAUUUUUCAGCCCCAAAAAAGGCCAAAUAAAAAGCCAUAUGUAAAGAUAGAAACAGAAGGGAGCAGUGCUCCCCACCACUUAGCCCCCCAGGUCCUCCCUCACUCUAUGACCCCAAAAAUAGCAUAAGGGAGAUUCAAAUCUCCCGAAUGCCCCUACUUGCUAUACCGCGAGUAGGGGCAUGUCUACUAAAAAGUGAGCAGCCUGUGGCAGGAUAGGCAAACACCAGUUAGAAGUAUAACAACAAUAUAAUUUAUUAAAAAAUAUAUAAAAUCUUACAUUCAUAAUUCUGGGAUUCCAACAAGGAGCACAACGCGUUUCGACGCUAAAAUGCGUCUUCCUCAGGUGCAAUAUUAGAAACAAACUUGCACCUGAGGAAGAUGUAUUUUAGUGUUGAAACGCGUUGUGCUCCUUGUUGGCAUCCUAGAAUUCUGAAUGUAAAAUUUUAUAUAUUUUUUAAUAAAUGAUAUUGUUGUUAUACUUCUAACUGGUGUUUGCCUAUCCUGUUCCUCCUAUACAUUGAUGACCAAGCUUCAUCCUUUUGGAAUUCACCUAAGAACGUUUCUUAAAGUGACACUACCUGAGCCAGUUCCUCUGUUAACAGGCCACACCAUAUGUGAGUUGGACUAUAUAGACUACUGUAUUAGAUCUACUCACCAUUGCAGUAUUAUGCUAUGUUUCUCCUGUUUUUUAUGUACAGGGUUUAUACCUACUGACAUCUAUUAUAUUGGGGUAUUUAUCCUUAUUUUUAUUUUGAUUUACACAUUCACCUAAGGUGGAAGCACCACUGAUAUAUAUCUUUGUGAAUUUAUUACAUGCCCUGCACACUUCUUUGUAUUGUUGUGUUUUGGUUUCUGUGGGAUUUUUGUGAUUAAACUAGUGUGUUCUAGCAGCUGUCCUCUAGCGCCACAAACUGUACCUCCUUCUUUGGUGUCCAGUAUGCUACUUCCUCUUUCCUGCGAUCCUGAACAAGGACAACAAAUCCAAAUGAAAAGGCGGGCUCCAAUAAGAGGGUUUGCGAGCCUUAACCUGGAAGAGAGAGGAGAAUAUGGUAAUAUCAAAGUAUAAAACUGGAUUUAUGCAUUAAAAUCGCUUUACAUGGAAUAUCAUAUAUAUAUACAUAACAUGAAAUUCAGUUUGGUCAAACCUUAAGCUCUUGUCAGUCAAUAACAAGGAUAAAACCCAGUAAUCAAAAAAGACUUACCGUAAAGUCAACUUAUCAGAGGUGGGAGGGAUAAUACUCACCUCUGUGUCAUUAAUAAAACAUGACUCUACGUCAUGUUAAAAGUACAAUUUGUGAAUUUUAUUAAGACACUGAGGCUCCUAUUGUGCUAGUUUAAAGCUGUGAAAUUAUGUUUCCUGCGAAGUGUUGAAUAGAUCUUAAGUAGAAAUCAUGGAAUGUAGACUUCGAGUGACAACCAAUCGAGGAAGCCUUAAAAGCCAUAGCCCCAUGAACGGAUUGAGGCACAAACACACAGGUGUCAAUACCUGCUAGAGACAUAAUGUAUUUCACCCACCGGGCUAGGGAAGAGGUAGACACCAGGAGACGUGACUUUUGAAAGGAGAUGAAGAGUUACUGUUUUAAAGGAUUUUGUAACAUAGUGGGACGAAGUUCAUACUCCCAUAAGCAUGCAACAGGGCAAAGGAGAAAUCUAUCAGGGAAAGCUGGGUAUGAAAUGGUUUUAGAGGAGGUUUCUUGAGAAAUGUCAAAGAGGACUCCUUCUGGAGUAAAGGAACAAGCAACCACAUCAAGAGCUCGUACAUCAGAAACCCUCUUGCAAGAAAAAAAUUCAAGACAAUAGAGGCACCCCACAAGACAGAGUAUUGUGGUAAGGAUGGAUGAGCAAAAUAAAUUCCUCAGAAAAGUCAACAUAUGACAGGAUGUCAACCAACAGGCGUCCCAUCGAAACUUUGAUGACCAGCAGAAACGGAUGAACGGUAAGGUCCACAGUGCGAUAGACUUUACCUUCAGAAGUCAGAAAAUGGAGGACAGACAUAAAAGGAGCCGAAAUGGGAUCCAAAUUUAAUUUCAUGCACCAACUAUGCCAUCUGCUCCAAGCAGAUUUAUAAGCCUGUCUCGUGUCGGGUACCCAUGCGCCCUCGAUAAGUCGGACAGUUGAUUGCGAAACUCCCUCGACCGACCAAGGUGCCCUGAAAUCAACCACACCGUGAGAUGCAAGAGACUUUGGAGAACAAGAGGAUGAGGCAGACCGUCUGGAUCCUGAAGAAGGCACUCGAGAGGUGGAAGUAGACUUAGAAGGUCCGUAGCCAUCUCCUGAAGAGGAGGGAACCAUGGUUGUGACGGCAAUAGAGGAGCCACGAUCACCAUGGUGCGGGAUUGGCGACAUAGAUGGAAAAGACAAUGGGGAAUCAGUGCAAAGGGUGGAAAGCAUAAUUCCUUCAAGAUGACCAAUCUUGGGAGAAAGUAUUCGUAACCAGUGCUGUCGAAUCUAGUCUCCAACUGAUAAAACGGGGAAGUUGAGCAUUCAAAUGAAAAGCAAAAAGGCCUGUUUCCAAUAGACCCGUAGGUUCCAGAUGUCUUGGAAGACUGUGAAAUCCAAGUCUCUGAGGUGGCGUGAAUGCCAAUCCGCCGUAGUGUUGGAGAGACCUUGAAUGUAUUCUGCCGUGACUGAAAUGCUGUGCAUCAUGCAAAAUUGCCAGAAAUUGUGAGCCAUGUUGGUCAGAAUUUUGUAUUUUGUGUCUCCAGGUUUGCGGCGUUCUGUGGCAACCGCAGUGUUGGCUUAACUUAACAGAUCACUCUAUGGAUCCAACCACUUGAGGUGGUGCGAUCUAAUUCUAGAUCAUCCUAUGUGCCAGGGAGCUCAGAGGGGAAAGACAUUAUAAAAUUAUAUACAAUAAAGCCUAUAACUGAAGCAAAUUAAGUAAAUAAUUUAAAUUAAGUUAAAAUGAAGUAACUAAAUAUAUUUAUAAAUGUGAAAAAUAUUAUAAUUAAAAUGUAAUAACUAUAUUAACCACAGUAAUGAUAUGAAUAAAAGUAAAAGAUCCCACGGUUCAGAACCGUGGAACCCAGUGUCACUUAACUGAGGGAGCAGCAAAGAAAAAGGAAGUAGUAUACUCGACACCGCCUAUUAUGCUUUGAAGAGGAUGCUGUUAUGUUAUUUACUGGUUUCUUUUAUACUGAUUUAAUGUUAUUUUUCUAUGCUGCUGAGGGAAAUAAAGAAAGAGUGCAGCAUAAUAGGAGCCAAGGAUAUCUUAAUAAAAUCUCAGAAGACCCAUACUGGCAGCUAAGACAUACAAACACUGUGAUUUGGCUGUCACACACUGUGCCUUGACAUCCUGGAGUAGGGCUAGGUUUAGUAUUUAGUUAAUGUUGAAAUUGAGGUUAGAAUUACAUUAUAUGCUAGAAUUCAUUUAGUUAAUCCAGGCAUUAUUUAGGAGAAAUUUACAGAUCUGUUUUACAUAGGUUUCAGUAGUGGUUUGGGUGCACAUAUUUGCUAUUGAUUGUAUUGAUUAUGGCUACAAAUGUGAGCUUUUUGUCCAACUUACAGAAUAGCCGUAGGAGAAGGUUUGAGGCUAUGUUUCAAGAGUGGGACAAGCCACAACCUCUUAAAGGGCUAGAUGAGUUUUUUAAGAAAAAAGAGAGGUUAUUAACUGCUGAAACAAAAAAAUGGUGGGAGAUAGCCUAUUUGGAAAAUUAUCUCAAGGAAGGCUUAAUCCCACGUGGUCUCAGAAUAGAUAAAACACCGGCAUUCGGAUUGGAGGAUGAUCUCUUCUUACAAGAAUGGGAUGAAAUCCUUACUAAUUGCUCUUUUCAGUUAAUACAACUUAUAAUUAGACACUCUAAAGAAUCACAGAGUAAAUUGGAAGCUGAGUUAAUUGAACUUGACUCCAAUCCUCCCAUUAAUACAGAGGGAAGGGAUUUUAAGGAGAGGGAUGAAAUUCUACAAACAAAUAUUAAAAAACUUGAUGAGAAUAUUGCUGAAACAAAGAAUAGGAAGUAUAGCAGGGAUAAAGAGGACAAAUUAACUAAUAGUUUUUCCACUCUUAAUAAAUUAAUAAGAAAAAAAUCUCGCUAUGUUCCUUUUAAGAAAAUGAUUCCAAGAACACCGAAUAGAACAAGGAGUAACUCAAGAUCUAGAAUUAACUAUAGGGCUAAUUUUGCACCUAAGGAUGGUAGAUCUACUUACCACCCUAGAACUUGGAAUAGACAGAGACCUACCCCCCCUAAAAAACCUACGCCAGAUAGGGAGGGGAAUGUAAGAUCCCGUACUCAGACCACAUAUAAUCAAACGGAUACGUUUAGGGCUCCUACACAAUUUAAUGAACAGGAGAUAAAUUUUCAAGGGAGACACAGGGGCCCGAAAGAAAAAUUCAUUACCAACUAUUUUCGUCCGAGAACCGAUACUUGGGAACAUCCCAACAGGUUCACCCCUUUAUACCAAGAUUCACCACACAAGAGGGUGAGAACAGAGGACUAGUUCAGAGUCCUAGUCCUGCUACCCUUACCAAUGAGGAGGAAAGGAGUAGAGGUAUUUUUAAUUUAACUGGAAUUCCACUUACAUCUGAGGAGAUAGACCUACUCUCGAAAGGGAUGAAAUUUGCCCCUAAUAAAAAGGCGAAUGACUUUGACCUUUAUAUAGAUCUUAAAAAGUUUAUACGCUCUCUAACCAUAAAAAGACAUUUCCUCCUACAUCCAUCUACCACUGAGAGGGAAAUAGAUACUGUAUCUGAAAGGGAAGACUAUAGAUUUCAACCUAAAUCUCAUUUUUUUCCGGUUCAAAGUAAGGGCCCCUUCUUAGAAACUUUUGAACAUAUGGUUGAUCAGGCUUUCCAAUCUAUUGCUAAAAAGAGAAAAAGUGGAUCAUGCCCCUUUAAUCUAACAAAAAGGGAAGAAGCGACUUUAAAACAUCUUAUGGAAAGAGAGGACCUGGUGAUCAGGGAGGCUGAUAAGGGAGGAGGUAUUGUGUUGAUGACUAUGUCUUAUUAUUUGAAGGAAUCCCUUAAUAUUUUAGGGGAUAAAAAAACUUAUAUCACUCUGCAGAAUAACCCUAUGCCAUUGUACAAUUUAGAACUAAAAGAAAUUUUGACUACAGCUAGAGACAAUGGAAUCAUAUCUUUAAAAAACUUUGAUUUCUUAUUUCAAAAAAGUCCAGUGAUUCCGAUUUUUUAUUUCCUCCCAAAAACUCAUAAACGCCUCCCUGAUCCACCAGGUCGCCCUAUUAUCAGUGGAGUUAAUUCGCUCACUGCUAAUCUGUACGCGUAUGUGGACUCUUUCCUUCAAAAGUACACCCAAGGGGCGCCCUCCUUUAUACGGGAUACCAAGUCUUUUUUACAAGAACUGGACAGCAUUGAGUGGAACCCUGAAUACAGUUGGGCCACGCUAGACGUGACCUCUCUGUAUACGGUAAUUAGUCAUUGUUUAGGAUUGGAGUCUCUUGAUUACUAUAUGUCCCAAGAUCAGGACCUAUCUCAAGGUCAAAAGGAAUUUAUAUUGACCUCAGUACAAUUUAUUUUGGAACAUAAUUUUUUCUUUUUUAAUGAUCAGUAUUAUCUACAGAUCACAGGGACCGCCAUGGGCACCAGGUUCGCCCCCAGUUAUGCCAACACCUACAUGCGUAGAUGGGAGGAAUUAUUCGUGUGGUCGCAGCAUGACUGGAGGGAGAACUUGGUGCUCUGGCGGCGCUAUAUCGAUGACGUGAUCAUUAUUUGGAAGGGGUCCUCCAAUAGUUUUUCUGAUUAUGUUCAAUAUUUAAAUUCCAACUUAUACAAUCUUGUCUUCACCCCCGAGUGGAAUAAACAUGAGAUCCAUUUUUUGGAUCUUGAUAUUUUUUGUGAUCAGGGUCAGAUUCAAACUAAAUGUUUUUUUAAACCAACAGAUGGGAAUGGCUUUGUACACCAACAAAGCUGUCACCAUAAGCCUUGGCUUAGGAGCAUAGCACGGAGCCAAUUUACCAGAUUGAGACGCAAUUGUUCUCGCCCUCAAGACUUCCAGAUUCAAUCUUCCCAUAUAAAAAAUAAAUUAUGUGCAAGGGGCUACAAUAAGAAUACGUUAGAAAAAGAAAUUCGAUCAAUUGGUCUCCUUGAACGGAACAAACUCCUGGAGGAUAAACCUCCUAAUACUGUUGGGAAUAAGAAUUUUAAAUCAGCCUUUGUCACCCAAUAUAAUACGGAUCAUUUUAAGAUCAAAAGGAGCCUAAGUGAUUUUUGGCCCAUAUUACAACAGGAUCCCAUUUUGGGUAAUUCUUUGUCUGAACGCCCGAUGGUGAUAUUUAAGAAAAAUAAGAACUUUAAAAAUAUGCUAGCCCCUAGCUAUGCUAUUAAAAUGAAUAGUUCUAAUGUAUCCCCUGAAUCGGGUUGUUUUAGGGGAUGUAAUGUGUGCAAAGCAUGUACCACCGCCUCUAUGGGGAGAACUAGGGAAUUUAUUAGCCAGAUCACGGGGGAGACUUUCAAGAUUAAAUCAUUAAUAGGUUGCCACACGGACUAUGUAGUAUACUUACUGCAGUGUCCGUGUGGCAAACAGUAUGUGGGACGCACGAAACGUAUCCUGAAGGUCAGGAUCUUGGAACACCUAAAUAAUAUACGUAAAGGACUGGUUACUCAUUCAGUCUCUGCCCAUUGCAGUAAUUGUCCUUCCUUCUCUUUUAGAGAUUUCAAGUGUAUGGGUAUCGAACAUGUCCUUCCCUACUGGCGGGGAGGUGAUAGGAUUAAAAAGUUAUCCCAAAGGGAAACCUUUUGGAUACACAAACUAAAGACCCUUGAACCUAGGGGCCUGAAUAUUGGGAUCGAUCUGGUGUGUUUCUUGGACUGAUUUUUUGGUUAUUCUUCUCCUUUAUGUAAAUUAUUCCAUAAGUAUCUUUGGGAAUAUGAGGAGCUCUGGCAGUCUAAAUAUAGGGAAAAAGAAGUGUCUUUAAUCAAUACAAUUCAUAAUUUAUAUAACAAAAUAUAAUAAAAAAAAAAAAUAAAAAAAAUCUUUAUAUUAUAUAGUUAGGUGUACCUUGCAGGUUAUAUGGUUUAAAAUGAUUAUUAUUGAUAUUGAGGGAACUUUGUUUAGGAAUAUAUUAUUUGUGUUCUUAUUUUUUGAAUAAUGAGAUGUUUGUCACUUUAAAUAGACAUACAUGGCACUAUUUAAUGGUGUAUGAUAUUGUCAUAUAUAUAAUAUGUGGGGAAGUUCCAUAUGAACUAUCUUAACAUGGUUGUUGUAUAUUACAUGCACUAAUUCACUUUUCUUCUUUUAGAGAUUAAUUACAUUUAAUGCAUUUAACACUUUUGGGCUUUGUCCUUUUGAUGAUCACUUAUAUUGAUGGCUCCUCGCUGUUCUAGUUGAAAAAGAGCAGUAAAUGUAUUUGGAACGCACUUGGAGCGUGUUUGGAACGCAUAUGGAACGCAAAUGGAACGCGGAAGUGAAGGCAGACAUCCACUUCCGGUUUCGGCUUUUACAUUGAACGCGCCCUUUUUAAACUACCCAAACACUAUCAGCUGGAGGACAAUACCCCUGGAUAGAUGAUUGGCUGGCUACUGGAUACUCCUACACUAUGGACAAAUGGGACUUUGGGACUAGCCCUAUAUAUAGAGAUUCUGUUAAGGGGAAAGUAGGAUGUUAUUUUACAAUCUAUGAUAUUGUCUGUGAUUUUUUUAUUGUGCGGUCCCUGAUGAAGUUCUAGUCUUGAACGAAACGCGUUGGACCUAUUGCUGCACUUUUAAACCUUUAUUCUUAUGGUGCUUGUUCACCUUUUAAGAAAAUAAAAGUAUUGCUUUUCUACUAUUACUUACCUGGAGUCCCGUGUUCCAUUGGUCGCUUUACAUCGGAUAGGGGAAACCACUAGCCCCCUAUGUUAUCUGGGGAGGCACCCUAUGAAUGCUUUUUCAUCUUCAUCAUCUUGUGAGUGCAUCCAUUUAAGCGCACUAUUCACAGUAUUUACUGUAUCACACUAUUGUGUUUUUUCCUUUAUAUGUUCCCUCUAUAGAUUGUACAGCCGUAUCCCAUUUCUGUCUGGGGUUCCAAGACAUACAAACACUGUGAUUUGGCUGUCACACACUGUGCCUUGACAUCCUGGAGUAGGGCUAGGUUUAGUAUUUAGUUAAUGUUGAAAUUAAGGUUAGAAUUACAUUAUAUGCUAGAAUUCAUUUAGUUAAUCCAGGCAUUAUUUAGGAGAAAUUUACAGAUCUGUUUUACAUAGGUUUCAGUAGUGGUAUAAAAAUAUGUAGAAGGUUAUAUUUUUGUGUAUUAUUAUGCAAAAAAUUUUUCGCUAAGUCGUAUGCCGUGAUGCAACUAACAUAGUGUAGUAAGGUGUAUGCCAUGAUGCAACUGACAUAGUGUAGUUAGGCGUAUGCCAUGAUGCAACUGACAUAGUGUAGUUAAGCGUACGCCAUGAUGCAACUGACAUAGUGUAGUUAAGCGUACGCCAUGAUGCAACUGACAUAGUGUAGUUAAGCGUACGCCAUGAUGCAACUGACAUAGUGUAGUUAAGCGUAUGCCAUGAUGCAACUGACAUAGUGGGGUUAGGUGUAUGCCAUGAUGCAACUAACAUAGUGUAGUUAGGCGUACGCCAUGAUGCAACUGACAUAGUGGGGUUAGGUGUAUGCCAUGAUGCAACUAACAUAGUGUAGUUAGGCGUAUGCCAUCAUGCAACUGACAUAGUGUAGUAAGGCUUAUGCCAUGAUGUAACUGACAUAGUGUGGUUAUGCGUAUGCCAUCAUGCAACUGACAUAGUGUAGUAAGGCUUAUGCCAUGAUGCAACUGACAUAGUGUGGUUAUGCGUAUGCCAUGAUGCAGCUGAUAUAGUGGGGUUAGGUGUAUGCCAUGAUGCAACUAACAUAGUGUAGUUAGGCGUAUGCCAUGAUGCAACUAACAUAGUGUAGUUAGGCGUAUGCCAUGAUGCAACUGACAUAGUGUGGUUAUGCGUAUGCCGUGAUGCAACUGACAUAGUGGGGUUAGGUGUAUGCCAUGAUGCAGCUGAUAUAGUGGGGUUAGGCGUAUGCCAUGAUGCAACUAACAUAGUGUAGUUAGGCGUAUGCCAUGAUGCAACUGACGUAGUGUGGUUAGGCGUAUGCCGUGAUGCAACUGACAGUGUUGUUACUAUAUCAUCUGAUAGAGUUACCGAGAAGCAAGCUGCAGGUAUGUCAAUAUCAACACAGGGAUGUAAAAAAGAAUAUUGAAAAAGCUGUAAGUGCAAUUAGAGAACAAGUAGGAUUUACACCUCAUAAGAUAAUAAAGAAUAGAAAAAUAAAAAGAUAGCAUGAAACAAAGAUAGCUAAGAAAAAAAAAAAACAGUCGGGAACAAUGGGCUGUAAAAUCCAAUGUGGGGUAGAGGAUGGGAAGUAAGGUUAGGUUUCUAAUUUACCUUUUGUUACUAUGCUUGCUAAGGCAGUCUUCACACACCUGGUCGUUCAAAACAGACAUGGCUCCCUUUUCUUUCAGAAUUUCAAGCUUGCUUUUGGCACCUCUGAAGGUAACAUGAAUUCCAGGUGGCACGGAGGAGUGGCUACUGUGGUGGAGAGUGAAGGAGAUGAAGUCUGGGGUGUUGUAUGGAAAAUGGGCAUUUCUUCUUUGAACUCUUUGGACAUGUAAGUAAAUGGAUAAUACUGCACAAAGGUGGAGAUGCUGAUUGGCGCAGUGUGGCAUUUUGCCACCUUUAAGGACCAGUAAUACAUAAUUUUCCUAGUGCUAUUUUUGAUUUGCUUGUUGGAGAUUCCUAUACCUUGCUAACCGUCUCAUUUAUUUGAUGUAUCCUGUUGAAACAUCCCAGUAAAAUUGUUUGUUUUUUGUUCUGCAGACAGGAAGGUGUUCACAAGGGUAUUUAUGAACCAAUUGAGAUUAAAGUCCAGACAGCAGGAGGAGAUCUCAUCUGCCGGUGCUACCAAAUGAAUAAAUGUGUUUACGGACUCACGUCCCCCCAGUACAAACAGGUAUGUGUAUGAACUGUGACACCGAGCCAAGCCAUAGCUAGAGCAACUACAUCCUUUGUAUCCAUUUAUAAAACAAUAUAUGUGUGUGUCUUUGUUGUUUGUGCUUUGUUGUUAUGGUAGCAUUGUUUAUUAAUUUAGAUCAUGUGUUCAAAUGUGUGAUACGAAACAUUUCUUGACAUUUUCUUAACCUAUUAAGGACCAAGGCUUUUUUGAGAUGUAACUUGUUUGUGAUCAACGUCCUUUUGCCAUAUGUUCUUCUACCACAAUUUAACCCUUUUGCUUACGUACAUCCAUACAUAUUAUAUGUAAGGGACACUAAAGGUACUUGGAUAACUUCAUCUCAAUGAAGUCAUCUGGUGUCAGUGGCUGUGACAUUUUUAGCACUGUAAUCUAAAACAUGACCUUUUUGAAUGUAAGGCUAAACACACUUCUAGCGGCUGUUUUCCAGACAGCCUCUACCGGUACUCCCGCCCUCAUAACGGAGUUGUGUUUUUUUUUGUUUUUUUGUCAACCUCAUUUUUAGUGGAUAUUGUUCGAGAAAUACAAAGCGUACAUCAUUAAAGUGAGAUGACAUUGUGGUAAGAGUGCAAAAUACGAACUAAUGUAACCCAUAACACGGAUCACAGAAGACAAGUUCUUUGAACGGUUUGUGUUGCAGUUAAUCUCAGGGGGGUCAGGACAGCACCUCGGGCAGGGAUCCAUGAAAUAUCCAUGAAAAAUUGCUGUGCCACUGUGCUUAAGCCUUAUAGUUUACUAAGGGCUGUUUGCUGCACUAAAAUCAGUGAGGAGCUCCUUCCAUGAGCAGGUUCAUGUAUCCAUUGAUUGGCCUAAAAAAACUGUCUUUCUAUCAAACAUGACCUUCCCGCUAAGCUGUAGAUAUAAUGAACCCCACUAUCAUAAUGUAUGAAAUCCCAGCUCUACGUGUUCGAUUGCGGAUCAGACAGUCUCCAAUACCUGUGGUAUAUAUUAGCCAUAUGGAAAACUGGGUGAACUGGUUAAAGGUAGCAGUCCCGCCCCAUUAAAAGCAUUUCCUUCACCUGUCGACUGCCAACACAUUCCGCAAGCAGCAAAGUAAAGCCUGUUCAGUAUUGCAUUACAGCUGUCCUGGAUGGUAAAAGAGUAAAAGUAAUAAUAAAUAGUGAGGGAAAGAGGGAAAUGAGAUGAGAAAGUAAGAAGAUGAAGGGGAAAAAAGUAGGGGGGUAAGGGAAGGGCGCAGGGAGAGGUGAAGGACGAAUAACUGGCUGGAAAUGGGAGAGGCCCUAGGCUGCCACCCCCAUCCACCAUCUGCAAUUCAACUAACCCCCUUCAGGGGAGCUCUCCAAACCCUUAUGUCACACUGCCGUCUCUCAUGUCUCGCAAGACCAUCUAUUCUUUUGUAUUCCGUUACAACCAUAACUGAGCUUGACUUGAAUAUUAUCAAAUACUGAUCAUUGGAUUCAGUGCUUCUUUAUGAGAAACAUUUGACUUGAUGUGCACAUGGCGCUUGACGAGCACGGGCUUCUCAUGCACAGUGCUUCUCUAUGAGAUGCAUUGGAUUGGACAAGAAGGCAAUGAAACAUUGCAGUAGGAGGAGCGAUGGUGGAAAAAAGUAAGCAAAUCAGUAAAAAUAUAUUUUUUUUAAGUUUGGGGAUGUCUAAACUAAAUAAUGAGACCUUGUAGCGUUAGGAAUACAUAUUUGUAAUCCUAGUGUUAUGGUGUUCCUUUAAAGGAGAACAUGGCUUUCUUUUGGUACCCCAUUUGUAUAUAUAACAAAACAUUAAAUAUGUAUAACAUUUUAAAGAAUAGAAAAAAAGGGGGUGGGGGUUCAGUUUUGCAUUUAAUAAUUUUUACGUGACAAGUGCAGCUCAAGAAACAUGUCUCAAAAUAGAUUCAAUAAUUAGUCAUCAUUGUUAAAAGCCCAAUAUGUCUAUGAUUUCUGUGAAUUUAUAAAACAAAUAUUGCCAGGAGAAUUACAGUUUUAAAGCUAAAACUUUUUAAAAUUUGGCAUGAUGAGGUUAAAUCUUUCAUAGUAGUUACAAAAAGUAUGUAUUUGGCUAUUUAACUGACAGCAUUUUUAAACUUUUCAUUUAACCAUUUUAUCACCAACCUCAGUCGAAUACACUGGUUUUAUUUAUUAGACAUAUACAUAAAUUUUUGGACAAAUUGAAAAUGAAUUAGUGAAUAGGUCACCGAACAAAUUUCGUUCAACACCAUUCGCUCAUAGUUCGGCGAGGGACUUAUUAUUACUUUAAUGAUGGAUAAUUGUGAUUGAGUCUUUUUAAUGAGAUUAAUGGUUGAACAAAAUUAGUUAAAUAAACAAAAAAAAUAAGGAAUUCUGGGUGAUCCUAAUAGAUAUGUUAACAGAACAUAAGACAGAACAAAAAUAAUUUUUGGAACAAAUUAAUGAACCAAAAUGACAAUUAAUUCUGUGAAUAUCACACAUUUUAUUUUCAUGGGAAUUUUACACACCCAAUACAGGCAGAUAUGCAGGGAGACCUUGUCAGACCAUGGGGGUCAGUACAGUUGAUCGUGAUCUCUUUGUAAAUUGUGACCCAAGCUAACAGAAGGGACCCUACUUCUUUACUUCUCUCCUUGGUAGCAUUACUGUCAUUAUUUCCUUAACUGAGGAAGAAGAUCGCUCUCUGGGAACAGAUAUUUUGCAUCCCAAACUCCUUGAUGAUGCAGUUUGGCUUCAAUAAGGACCAUCAUGGGUUUUACAAGAUGUAGUGCAAGAUUACAUAGGGCAAACAUUUCUGCACUUCUUAUCAGACUAACUAAAAAAGAAAGUUUUAUCUACAACUAACUAAGCACUUGUGAGCGAACAGAAAAUAGAGAACGUGAAGACUCAAAGGCAAUAUUUCUUAACUGGUGGGAAGGUUGUAUGUGCUGCAGGGAUCAGGACAAUAUUCAUAUAGAUUUUAUAUUAUUCUCAUUUGGGAUUGCUGUAUUGUGUUUCUGUCAGACAAUUCGAGUCAUGUGCUGGCUUUUGUAACCUUUUAACAUUGUCUAACCUCAGAGUUUGGUGGAAACACCUGAGCUCUAACCUGAUUAAACACUAGGAACCCUAAAUGUCUAUGUGGUCUAGUGAUAUUGGACCAGUUGGUAUUGGGUCAUCAGAAUGAUGUUUAAAGCCACAGUGCAGCAGCUAAACUGAACUGCAUGAUUCAACAAUGCACAUAAAGGUGUUAAAGAGCACUUGUUUCAUACUAAUAAAUGCCUUUUUAAUGCUUUUUUCCUCCCCGUUAUAUUAACAGGUUAUGUGCAUGGGUGCAAAACAGAACGACUUACCACUUCAAUAUCAGAAGAUGUUGGAAGAUAUACAAACCAACGAUUAUUCAGGUCCAAUUCCAAUCAUGGACAGAUUAAUGGAUGCAAUCAGAAAUAUACGCAAUGAUGAAUAAUUAGAGUUUGCAUUCAAUUUAAGCAGGCAUGCUUAGUUCCCCUCUGAACAGAUUUAGUAUUGAAACUUUUACAUAAAAAUAUGUAUAUUUCUCCCAUAGAAUUAUCUUGUACAACAACAAAAAAAAGAAUCACACAAGAUAUUCACUGUAAAAUCCCAACUUAUUUUAUAAUUGUAUAUUAUAUUUUGUCUUAAAUGUGACAACUCCAUUCUCAUUGCACAAUUUCUAGCUAUUUAAUGAAUAAUGAAUAAGAUGUUCAUAAGAAG